UGUUGGCUUCGUGUCCACUUUGCACAUUCGCUCGUUUGUUGCCUCAUUCGCUCGUUUGUGGUUUGUACACCUUUUGGGCACCAACCACACCACUCCACUCCAACACACUCCACAUCACAGCACACAAAAUAAUAGUCGAGUUCGAGACGAUAUUUUUUGUUUUAGCCAAGAAAACAUUCACAAGAAUUUUUUAAAAUAAAUUCAACAAUAAAAUAAAUAUUUGUGUAUGAAAUACACAAAGUGUUGCUGUGGCACUAUGUGAAUUGGCACAAGUGAAUUUUCUGCAAAUAGCCACGAAUUAAUAUUUAAGCAGCACAAACGAAAAUAAAAUACUUGUGUUGAUUUGUGCAUAAAUUAAAUUUACUGCUGUGUGUGCAAAAUAUUUGAAUUGUGUUUGAAAAGUGUGUGAAACAAUUCGGAGAUUGUGAUUUUCGUUUGAAAAGAAGAAAAAAGAAAUAUUUAUAAUUAAAUAAAGCCAUCGAUUUGUUAGCUAUUGCAGAAGGCGCGCGUGGCUGCCACACAUUCGAAAGAAAAAUAUAAAAUAUAUAUACAGAGUAAUGUAUUCGUGUACAAUGCGCUGCUCGUUAUUGCCAUCGUUGUUGUUGUUACUAUUGUGUGGCAGUGCAAAUUCGCCAGCAACAGAAUGCCAACAGUGUUUUGUGUAAAAGACGCGCGGCGCGCGCUUCUCGUCUCUUCCAAUUCUGUCAUUGUGGUGGUGUUGGUGCAGUGAUUGCAAUUUCGAUGCAGCAAAGUAUUUAACAACAAAAAAAUCAAAUUAAAAAAAUAUAAAUAAUAAGAUUUUGCAGACCAAACUGAAAGCAAAGUAAAGUUUUGCAUUGAAUGCAAACAAGUGUUGAAAGCAUGCCAAAAGUGUACAGUACUAAAAGUGACCGAAAUAAAUCCAGCCAGCCACUUCGAAUUGUUACAGGCGAAAGAAAAUUAAAAUAUCAAUUUAGCCGGAAACAAAGUGAAAUAAAAUGAGAUCAAUGAAUUUAAGUGCCAAUACAAAUAAAUAAAAAUUCAGCUAGUAAAUGUUAAAAAUCUACAAGCGCACUCACACAUACAUACAUACAAGGUUGUAUGCAUGUAAGUACAUUCACAGCCGCAAUAAAAUCAAAUUGAAAGCCGAAGUGCAUACAGAAAGAAAUAUGAUUUCCUUAUUAUUUUGAUAUGAGUCAAUAUAAUCCAGAGACAGCUACAUAAACCAACAACUUGACAAGCAACAGCGACAGCAACAGUGAAGGCAGCAACAAUAAUAACAGCAACAGUAACAGCGCCAUCGUUCAGUCGGGCAAUCGAGUAACCGAUAUCGAUGAAAUAGCCACCGUAGUGCCAAAUAGACGCGACCAUAUGAAAUUUUUGGUAGCUGUGUCGCCAGCUGCUGACCAACGACAACAACAACACUAACGGCAACUGCAAAUACGACGACAGCAAUAAAUUCGAUGUCCACCACAUGAAUGUAUCCAACACCAACAACAAUUGCAGCGAGUGAAUUUCAAUCAAAGGCGCACUAUUCUUGUCUAUUUUCAACAUUUGUUGCAAACAACAUAUCUCGCCAGCCGGUCUGAUUGCCGCAAUUGCCCAUUAUAGCUGCCGCUAAUGUGCCCAGAAUAAAUCAAAACACUACAAGUGCCAUACACAAACAAAGAAACGCCGUUACGACGUAACAAAACGUAACGUAAAUCAACGCAACGAAUUCCGUCCAAUCAUACUGAGAUUCUUAGUGCCUUUUUACAAAACUAAAAAAAAGUUUUAAACAACAAGCAACAUGAUAUAAUAUUAAGAGUAUAAAAUUAAGGACAUUACCAUAGUUAAGAACAGAGCUUCCAAAAGUUAAACUGAAAAAGAAUAGCAGUAAGUUAAAGUAGCGCGUAAAUAAUAAGAACAAAUCAUAUUUCUUUAGAAAGCCAUAGAACAAAUCAAUUGGAGCAGCUUACACAAUUCUGACAUAAACUUAAGCUAAGCUUGUCAGAUUGGAAUUGUCCUAAGCUCUUAAUGAACGCUUCAUAAAGCACACGAAAGCCGCUAACACCGAUUGGAAAGCUCUUAAUAGCAAACGAAAGCAUUCGUAAAGUUCAAUCAUUUAAAUCAUAAAGCGAUAAUAUAUAGCUUCACUCGCUCAACAAUAUUGUCCUUAGGCGUGCCUCGAACUGGAGCUUAAGUAUAAGAAGCAUAAGAUGUCCGCAUCGCCCGCCACAACUAGUGUCAUCACUUCAAACGAACUUGCCAUACAACAGCAGCAACAGCAGCACCACCACCAACAGCAACAACAACAACAUCAACACCAACAGCAACUUCAAGCGCACACCUCUCCGACGCGUGUCUCACUCCCGCCUGGUGUUACUGUCACCAACGUUGUAACCACAACCUCUACAGGUGCAGCUGCUGCCGUCGGCGCCAACGGUUUGUCCCUCAUGCAUCGCUCACCUGACAGUCCACAGCCUGAGUUGGCCACUAUGACGAAUGUAAAUGUACUCGAUCUGCACACAGACUCCUCGAAGCUCUACGACAAGGACGCUGUUUUCAUCUAUGAAAGUCCGAAGGUGGUGCUGCCUACAGUGGGCUCGGGUGCGACGGUAACCAGUGAUGAGCAAGUGAUUGAUGCGCGCAUGGUCGCCCAAUUGAACGAACAACAAGCAGCUGUUGCUGCGGCUGCUGCCACCGACAAUCAGCCAUUGGCUAAGAUCGAAUUCGAUGAGAAUCAGAUAAUACGCGUAGUUGGGCCGAAUGGCGAGCAACAACAGAUAAUUUCACGUGAGAUAAUCAAUGGUGAACAUCACAUUCUGUCGCGUAACGAGGCUGGCGAACACAUACUCACACGCAUUGUUAGCGAUCCGACAAAGUUGAUGCCAAGCGAUAAUGCCGUCGCUGCAGCGAUGUUCAACCAGGCCCAAAAGAUGGCCAAUGACCAUGCAGUCUAUCAAACUUCGCCAUUGGAUGCUUCAAUGUUGCAGCAUUAUGAGCCGGACAAUGUUGUCAAGGCGGAAGUGGAUAUAUACGAUGAUCCGAAGAAACCGCCGGGUGGUGGCGGUGGUGGCCAACAAAUACUCUAUACUACAACUGGACCGGAUGCUGGAAAACAGCUUUCUCAUUUACCGGUAACGGCGAAAUUGGAAUCGGAUAUGUAUCCGACAGACAAGCAUAUUGAUUUGAUUUAUAACGACGGCAAUAAGACCGUCAUAUACACGACCACAACCGAUCAAAAAGGACUUGAGAUCUACUCGGGCAGCGAUUUGAGCGGCCUCGUUGCCGAUGGGCAGGUAGUGGUCCAGGGUGGACUGCAAUAUGCCGGCGCCGGUGCUGGAGGUGGACAGCCUGUUUACAUUGUGUCCGAUGGUGGCUUGCCGCCGGGCGUCGAAGGACAUUUGCAAAGGUGAGUCAAAUUUGAAUAUUUACAAUAAAUUUUUGUUUUCUCCGAAGUGCAGGGAGGUUAAUUCUGUUACUAAAAUUACUGUAACAAAU
This is a messenger RNA of Anastrepha ludens (Mexican fruit fly), 3462 nucleotides long. Its product is annotated as protein grainyhead-like. NCBI's taxonomy places the organism in Eukaryota, Metazoa, Arthropoda, Insecta, Diptera, Tephritidae. The record is from RefSeq and is a predicted model, not a curated record. The transcript has 3 exons. Bases 2178 to 3377 code for a protein of 399 amino acids.